Molecule: messenger RNA, 3790 nt
Organism: Diprion similis
Lineage: Eukaryota; Metazoa; Arthropoda; Insecta; Hymenoptera; Diprionidae
Exons: 12
Coding region: 269-3742 (1157 amino acids)
Molecular function (GO): protein binding
Source: RefSeq, a predicted model, not a curated record
UUUCACCGCUCUUUUAUGUACCAUAUAGAGGCGUAUAUAAAAUAAAUAAAGUACGUUUCUGUGAGUAACGGUUCGCACUGAUACACACACGUCGAUCGUUUCUCUCCGAGAAACGAAAGCUUCUGUGAAUAUAGUGUUUGAUAGGUUUCAGAACUAUAAUAAAACGACUGUAAAGUUAAUGAUAAUAACUUUAGAAGAAAAAGAAUCAGAAUUGAAAAACAUUGUUGAAUAAUAUAAAAGUAAAAUUUUAUGAAAAUAUCGUUAAGAAAUGGUUAGCCAAUUCGCGAUGGCUACAACGGUUCGUAAAGUGAAGCAGGAGAAUCGGAUGAGAAGACAAAAUCAGUCUCAAGAUGAAGAGGGACCGUACAAGCCGGUUCCACCACCAAAGCCGGUGCCGAACAAUCAGAAGCCUCACACUCACCAUCAGCACCAAGCCAAUAAUCAAACGGAGCUGAAUCAGACUCUCCAGUCUGCUCAAGGAUCUCAGGUCCAAAACCAAAACGGCUCACAGGAGGUGCAGGGACAAAUCACAGGGCAGCCUCCCGCUCCCGAGUACAGAAUGCCUCCACUCUAUGGAGACGAGCAGAGUCAAGGUCAGACGCACCACGGAACUAAUCUGCAAACACACAGUAGCAAAUUUCCCAUCGAGAGGGAAGUCAUACUGUCGUCGGGUGACAAGAAUUCGAAAAUUCCUAUUCUCCAUGAGUACAAGAAGAGGCCAACCGGCAGGGUAGCCAUCGCACCGGAUGCACCGGUCAAGCAGCAGGCCUGGACUCAGGAGGAAACGCAAAUGCAAGAGCUGAGACAGGACUACCAAACGAAAAAUUACCAAGCCCAGGACACUUAUUCGUCAUCAACCGGCGGUGCAAUAGCUAAGUCGGCAAAACCGGAGGACGACAAGUCAAAGUCCUUAUCAAGGACCUACCACACGAUAAAGGACAUGAUCUCAAGCCGCUUCGGGCCUAGCAGAAAGGAGACAGAACCCGAGCCAGAAGCGAGUCUGAACAACGUUGCCGAGGAGCUUCAUAAAUCGAGUAGAAGCAUAAACGACCAGGAGGUGGAGACGAAGAAGAAAGAAGCGAUAUACGGAAAACCGAGCCGGACGGCUCAGGAACCGGCGGCGAACAUGCAGCAACAGUACCCGAAAAAUGCUUACGGCCAGUACGGCCACGCGUAUGGCUACCAGGCAGGGCAGAGCAUCGGCCAAAACGUGCAGAGCAUCCAGAACGUGUCGCUGCCCGGUCAAUUGCAGCCCACCACCCCGAUCCAGCCCAGUCUGCCGGGUCAAAGCGCCCAGUUGCACGUGAGUCACCAUAUACCAGGUGGCGGAGUCCAGACCGUCCAUCAGACGCAGAUCGGCGGGUUCACGCAACCCCAAACCGGGCCUUCUCAGGCCCAAGGAAUGGCCCGAGAGUUCCAGAUACCCGGGACCAGCGGUAUGCACCAUGCCCAGAUGCAGCCGCAGGCCAAUGUCAAUUCCUCGAAACACGGCCAAGGCAUGAUGCAGCUCCAGUCACCGAACCAGCCGUACCAGAGCCCGCAACAGUUGGUUCACCAGAACCAACUCCUCCAAAGUCCGGCUGCACACUUCGCGCAACAGCACGCGCAGAAUAUGCACCAACGACAGCUCAUCCAGCAGAUGCAUCAGCAGCAGAUAGCCAGUCAACAGAACAGCAAUUCAACCCCGUUGCGAAGUAGCCAGCAGCCCCAAUUCCAAAGCCCCUAUCAGCAGCAGCAGUACCAGGUCAGGCAGCCCAUUUCCAGGUCGCAGAUCGAUCUGCCAAGUACCUCAAGACAGGUCUCGGACAAUAGGACCACUCCCAAUCAGGACAUGUAUUACCACUAUCAGGGCAGACCUCGGUACGGGGUUCCGCAGGUGUACAUAAAGUCGGAGAACAGUAACCAGGACGCAGAGUUCCAGAGGAGGAGUUCGGCCAGGCGGAUCGAGAAGGCGGCUUCGCAGCCGCAGCUGAGUUUCGAGGACGAGCGUAGCGCUGGGGAGAUGUCGAGGAAUCCGAGCGUGGACAUCAUGGAUAAGGAGAAGUACGAGAUCACCGUCGAGGAACGACAGAGUCAAGGUCAGGGCGAGUUCGGUAGGAAUGGAUCGCAACGGAAGGACGAGUACAAUAGACCUGAGACGAGUUUCGGGGUGCGAAGAGAGGAGGUGCGGAAUUCCAUUCGAGAAACGGACUACGGGGAGGCCAAGGAGACCAAGGAAGGUUCCAUGAUGCCGAAGAGGGUGGAGGAGCUUCAGAAACGUUCGGAAAUUGAAGACUACAGUCCGAAUUCAAGGAAGAAAAUCAAUGAGAGUGAGACCUGUAAGAAUCCCCAGCAGACGAAGCGGGUUUCCGGCGACGCUUACCAUAUGAACGAGACUUCGAAACGCCUCGAAGACUCGGCGCGGAAAUCGGACGUCGAGCAGUACUCGGCUCAGGAGUUGACCGCCAAGUCUGAUGGGCGAAAGGACGAGCAGCUCGAACUGGGAAUGAACCGGCUCAAGAUCCACAAUCAAGGAUCUGGAUCGGACUACGACAAGGCUGGUCAAAGUUCGUCGAACGUUGAUUCAGGGAGAGGAUCGGCCGUGUAUUCCAGCGGGAGACGACCACCGCCGGAAGACCAGAUCCUCGUCCAAGGGCAAGACUCCGAGUGGGUCGACAUCGUGGAAUCGGAACUAAGGAGCAUCUUGGAACCAAGGGAUGUUCCGGCGAUGGCGCAUUCGACCCUUUCGGAGAGCGUAUCGUCUGUUACACCUCCGUUGCCACCCCUCUCACCUCAUGGGAGCCCACGGACCCCGAGAAAUCGAUACACCGCCAGUUUGCCUUACGGAUCGAAACCGAAUUACAGCGAGUACUCGAAGAGCAGUGAGAAAAGGAACUUCGCCAGCGGUUCGAAGCAUCGCGGUGUGUCGACGUCGAAGAAAGAUGCCGCAAAAAAAUUCUCCCAUCUUUUCGGAAUAGAAGCUGCUGAUCUGACCUCCACCACAACUGGCCUCGACCUCGAGUCCAUGCUGGAUCGAAGUGAUUCUGACCUGAGUACAAACGACGCGAGGACCAUCAGGAAGCAGCUAGAAGGGCUUGAGAACAUGUACAGUGAGGUUUUAAAGCUGCUCGGGGGAAGUGUGAAGAAAAAGAGAAAAGCGCGCGGACUUGCCAGCUAUGGAUCAGUGUCCUCCUUGCCAUCCUCGUCGGUCUCCUCGCGGCCGGUAACGAGACAUCACGACAAACGACGCUCACACAUCGUUGACGAUAGGAUGAAAAAAGCCAAAGACGUCAAGAGCAUCAACAAAAGAUUUCAGAGGCUGGAAUCGCACGUCGUGACGUUGGCACGAUCUGUGGCUCAUCUUAGCUCGGAAAUGAGGACUCAACACUUAAUGAUUCAGGAGAUGGAAAAUAUACGGGGUGAAAUAUCGGCACUAAGGACACAGACCAGCAUGGCCAUGGUGAGAUCUCAAUCCCAACCUCUGAUAAAGGACUCGGACCUCCCCGCGCUCUCGAAUCCAUCGCGUGUUAAAAAGCUGACUAAGUUCUUCGGGACCGAACCACCGCUGAUAAGACUGUUUCUCAGAGAGCUGGGAUACGAGAAAUACGCGAAUGCCUUCGAAAAAGAGAAGGUUGGCAUGGUGGAGCUACCCUACUUGAGCGAGGAGCGAUUACAGAAAAUGGGUGUGCCCCUCGGCCCGCGGCUGAGGAUUCUGCAAGAGGCUAGAAUAUCAGUUUGCAAAGACCCGGUGUACGUGGUUUGACUUUCUCCCGAGGGCCGCCGCCUCGAAAGGAGAAAACAAAAGUCGAGU